Verruconis gallopava is the source of this 3012-nucleotide messenger RNA. RefSeq lists its product as uncharacterized. Gene Ontology annotation, biological process: nucleobase transport; proteolysis; transmembrane transport. The transcript has 5 exons. The coding region runs from base 463 to 3012 and encodes 849 amino acids. Gene Ontology annotation, cellular component: plasma membrane. Gene Ontology annotation, molecular function: peptidase activity; nucleobase transmembrane transporter activity. Lineage: Eukaryota; Fungi; Ascomycota; Dothideomycetes; Venturiales; Sympoventuriaceae. The record is from RefSeq and is a predicted model, not a curated record.
CGUAUCCAGCAGCCUGCGCUGCGAUAUGCGGGCUGAGCCCCCACUAACGGGAUUCUUUAUCUCUGCAAUCCAAGACAGUCGACGGGAAAGGCCUCGCACGCGUCUGGGCCGGAAGAUAUCCUAACAAAAGGAUGCAGUUCGCCGCGUGGAAUCCGAGAUGGUCUUCAUCUCGAUCGUCUCUACGAACGCAUCUUCGUUGUUUGUUCUGGAUGUGGCCUUGUCAGAAAAGCGCUUCUACACCUCGUCUCUGACCAGCCUAACAGCCUUGCUUGAUCGCCGCCAAUCUUAGAUUCCAUCGAGGCGUUCGCCCGCGCUCUUUACUCGCCCCAGUCUCCUGAACGCUUCAGAUCUUCUUUUACAGCUCUCGAGCAUCGGGUAGCCCGUGUGCUAGCCUGCUCUCUUUUACGCAGAGCGCAUGUCUCGGCGGUUGCAGUCUCUGCAUCCGGCUCAGGUAUUUUAUUAAUGCCUUCAUCCUUGCCACAGAACGAUGUUGAGUUGGACGAGUUCUUUAGCUCUUCCCCUAUAGGUUCUUUUUAUAGUUUGAGGACUGUUGAUUCCGACGAUGACCAACGCGAGCAAGAGCCUCUCAUCUCUUCGGAAUCAACCUCCUAUGCCAAUACACCACGAACGAGGAGCCCCCGACCCCAUUAUCGAACUACUGGUCCAUCAUCUCAUCCAGAUGCAUUCUACAAGCCAAACAGCGGUCAGAAGCAUACUGGUUUUGACGCCAUCCUAGAGAGGUUCCGAAACUCCAAGGUCGUAAAUUUCAUCGACAACUUCGCCGUCGAGAAUGAACCCGGUCUCAAUAGCACCCAGUUGAUGUUGACUAACCUCGACCUGAGACCUGUCGAACCAGAGCGUCGACAAUGGGGCGCUUGGAACUACGUGGGUUUUUGGAUCGCCGAUAGUUUCAACAUAAACACGUGGAUGAUCUCGUCUGCCAUGAUAACAGAGUACGGUUUGUCAUGGUGGCAGUCUUGGGUUUGUGUUUGGAUUGGCUAUACCAUUUCAGCCUGCUUUAUCUGUGUGAUGGGUCGAAUUGGCGCUAUCUAUCACAUUGGGUACCCGGUCGUUGCACGCGCCUCCUUCGGUAUCUGGGGCUCGCUAUGGCCAGUCUUCAAUCGCGCUGCGAUGGCCUGCGUCUGGUACGGCGUUCAAGCUUGGCUGGGCGGUCAUUGCAUCAAGAUCAUGAUCUCCUCUGUCUGGAAGAACUACGAGACCGUGUCGAACACGAACGGAGACCCACCUACCAGGGAGUUCAUGGCCUUCUUUCUGUUUUGGCUUCUUUCCCUCCCCGCUCUCUGGUUUCCUGUUCACAAGAUUCGUCAUCUUUUCACAAUCAAGGCCUACUUUGUUCCCCUGGCAGGCCUUGCGUACUUCGCAUGGGCCAUAUCCAAAGCCGGCGGCCUUGGACCAGUCGUGCACCAAGGUAGCUCCGCAAAGGGUAGCGACCUCGCUUGGGGUAUCGUCAAGGGUAUUAUGAGCGGCAUUGCCAACUUCGCCACACUCAUUGUGAACAACCCAGACUUUUCUCGUUUCGCACGCAAGCCAAGAGACGCGUUCUGGUCCCAGCUCGUCAUCAUACCUGUCGGCUUCGCGUUCACAAGUUUUAUCGGAAUCAUCGUGUCUUCGAGCUCCGCUGUCAUAUAUGGCGAAGCUAUCUGGAACCCUCUCGAUUUGCUGGAGAGAUUUCUAAAUGGCGCCAGCUCGGGCGAGCGCUUUGGCAUCUUUGCGAUUGCCUCAGCGUUUGCUCUCGCUCAGCUAGGAACCAACAUUGCCGCAAAUUCCGUCUCAGCCGGGACAGAUAUGACCGCUUUGAUGCCGCGCUAUCUUAACAUCCGUCGAGGCAGCUACAUAUGCGCCAUCAUAGGUAUCAUUAUCUGUCCAUGGAACUUGCUCAAAUCCAGCAACAAGUUCACAACAUAUCUAUCCGCAUACUCCGUGUUCCUUUCGUCCGUUGCGGGCGUCAUUUUUUGUGAUUACUAUUCAGUUCGCAAGGGCUACCUACAGGUCAAAGAUUUGUAUUCGGAUCGCAAAGUUGGCCCAUAUUUCUACACACUCGGUUGUAAUUGGCGCGGUUAUCUUGCUUACAUUUUUGGCGUUCUCAUCAACAUCAUAGGCUUCGCCGGCGCGGUUGGUGCCACGGUCCCGGCGAGUGCAACCUACAUCUACAACUUCAACUACUUUACCGGGUUCCUCGUUGCGGCCGGCUCCUACUGGUUGAUCUGCAGAAUCUCGCCUAUAGAUGCACUCUCUCCCACAGGACAGUGGUUUGAAAUUGGCGAUGACUCCGUGAAUGCAUGCAUGGCUUACGAUGAAGAGAGCUCCAUAGACGUGGACGGAAUGACGGAGUCAGACAACACCCUGUUUGGGAAAGCAGACGAAAGCUCGAAAGCGAUAGAUGUGAAAGGAGUGUUUGACGUGGUACAAGCUGGUUGGAGAUCUAUUGAGUGGAAUAGGCCGCUGAUUGUUCUCCACGGUGGUCCUGGAAUAGGGCACAAGUACCUCCUCAGCCUGACGGAUUUGACCACGGACUUCGGCAUUCCCGUGAUAUUUUACGAUCAGAUCGGCUGCGGAAAUUCAACCCACCUGAGGGAGAAGAAUGGGGACUCCGGCUUCUGGUCCGUCCAGCUGUUUGUAGACGAGUUCCACAACUUGGUCGACCACCUUGGGCUAGCCAGCUACGACGUGCAGCCGAAGAACCUCAACAAGCUGAUCAUUGGGAACGCGCCCGCCAGUGUACGGGACUGGCUUGAGGGUGUCGUCACGCUCAAGAAUCGGCUUCCGCAGGACAUCCAAGACGUCUUGGACGGCUGCGAGAAGAAGCAGGACUACGAAAGUCCGGCCUACAAGGAGGAGUGCACGUAUUUCUACAAGCUGCACGUGUGCAGAUGCGAGCCGUGGCCAAGGGACCUUCUAGACGCGUUCGAAAAUCUGCGCGCCGAUCAGACGGUGUUUAGGGCGAUGAACGGGCCGAGCGAUCUAACCGUCAAGGGGAGUCUAAAGGACUAG